This is a messenger RNA of Owenia fusiformis, 1186 nucleotides long. NCBI's taxonomy places the organism in Eukaryota, Metazoa, Annelida, Polychaeta, Sabellida, Oweniidae. The record is from the annotation of a GenBank genome assembly.
UUGAAAGGGUCAUUAAAGGUCAAAUCUUACUUGGAAGUUCUAAGAAAUUGUUACAGAUGCCGAUCGCCAAUCAAUCACCAUCCACCUUCACAAAAAAUGGUGACCAUAACAAUAUGUCAUCACUUUUUGGUAGUAGUGCCAUAAUUUUUGCUAAAAAAUUUGUCAACACUUCUGUAAUAUUCAGUGUUUCCAGUCUGUUUUGUCCAUGGUUAGAAGUAAAAGCUGUUAAUAUAUCAAAGUACGAAAAGGCCAUUGGUUGGUUCAUUGGCCAUUCAUUGGUUGAGGUAAAGUUGAGACACAACGGCAAAAAUCAAAUAAAAAUCAACACCAAAGAUUUUGUAAGUAAUUUUGUUUGGUACUAGAUGAUAUUUUUAUCAAUUUCAAAAGUGGUAGUUAUUACUGUAAUUUAUACCUGAUGGGUGUUUUCAAUGUGAUCAAUCGAUUAAUUCCGAGUCCUGACGGAAUGGCUAUGAUUAUUAGGUCAGCUCAAUCUGUCAAUGUUGCGAUUGUUUGACUUUUGGCUGUGUCUUUACCACCUCACUUAGCAUAGGGUCAAUUAGCUUACUAGUAAGGGAUUUAAGUGAAAGUCUCAAUGCAUUGUUGACGAUCCAAAAUUUAAUCCAGAUUUGUGCAGAUUGCAUUUUUGCAAGGGUUAUGCUUUGCUCCGAUUUUCACUACGGUGCCUGUUUGAUUGAGUAUUUUGUUCAAAAUUGAAUACAAUAUUGAACAAAACACUCAAUCAGCUGUUCGCCAGUCGAUGGAUCGGAGCAAAUGUGACCCAGGCAUAACCUAGAUUAAAACUGUGAUGUAGGCAAUAUUGACUUCUUAUGUUAUACACUCCCUUCACUAAUACAGAAGUUUGAGAAACAGAAGUCUCCAUUUUGUAGCAUGUUAAAGACAAUUAUGUUUGAAUUUUAAUUUUGUUUCCAUUUUGUAGCGUGUUAAAGACUAGGCCCUAUUAUGUUUGAAUUUUAAUUAGUUUCUUUUACAAUUGGUCACAUGAUUCAGAAGGGGGCUUAAAUUAAAUUCGAACAUGACUGUAUUCAUGCCUUCUAUAAACUGUAAAGUCAACAUUUCAUCCAGGAUAUAUUCGCGAAGAAUAACCCUGGUAAUAUGUGUAAUGUGUGAUGUCAUAAUGGCAGGUUGUAGUAAUGGCUGACCAUAAUGAACAUUCAAAACAUUUUGG